Molecule: messenger RNA, 4223 nt
Organism: Carassius gibelio (silver crucian carp)
Lineage: Eukaryota; Metazoa; Chordata; Actinopteri; Cypriniformes; Cyprinidae
Gene: kitlgb
Product: kit ligand b
Exons: 8
Coding region: 259-1062 (267 amino acids)
Biological process (GO): cell adhesion; positive regulation of cell population proliferation
Cellular component (GO): plasma membrane
Molecular function (GO): cytokine activity; stem cell factor receptor binding
Source: RefSeq, a predicted model, not a curated record
CGCCCUACCUCUUAAACACAGAGGACAAGUCCAUCCGCCCCCAUUGAAUUCACAGAAGCGCUGCGGGGCGAAAUUGCGCACUGAGCACGCCAUGCUCUCCAUCGGGACCCAAGAAGAAAGACACGCCAAAACUACUGAUCCCGAGCCCGUCCUGUGAUUAUCUGCAGUCAGGUGUACAGGCGGAAACAUGCCUGCAUUCCGUUGUCAGGGAAAGCGAAGAAAGUAAGGAGACACGGCUGAUUUGUUUUUAAUAUUCCCAUGUUCCACAUGAGGGAGGUUAAGAUCGGAGAAAGCAUUUGUGUAUUAGUGUUGCUUUUUUCUGGGCUUGUGACCUGCUCAGGUGUUAUUGGAAGCCCUUUAACAGAUGAUGUUGCCACGCUGGAAACACUGAGUGACAAUAUUCCCAAUGACUACAGAAUACCUAUCAGCUUCAUCACCAAGGAUGUGGGUGGAGCUUGCUGGCUAUAUGUGAACCUGAAUCACGUUGAAAGCAGUUUAAAAACAUUGGCCCGAAAGUUUGGCAACUUGUCCACCAAUAAAGCGAACAUCACUAUUUUUGUAACAAUGCUGGAGGGUUUUCGUUUCACUCUGGACAAUGAGGAGCUGGAGGUGACAAUGCAAACAUUUGAGUGCCACUACAGAAGGGGAAAGUGGCUGACUAGACGUUACUUUAACCAUGUUAAAGAGGUUCUUACAGCGGCUGGAUCAACGCUUGGCAAAUUUCAUGACUGCACACCUCCUCCUUGCAAGACCCCGCCAGCUCCUCCUUUCACACCAGGUCAAAGAAGACAGCAAAACGGUAUGAACGGAGCGACUCAUGGGCUCUUGGCGCUGCUCAUCAUCCCUAGCAUGGCAGUUCUGGUCCUCACUGUCAGGAUGGUAUUUAGAAGAAGCGACUGCUGUGUGCAAAGAAUGCAUGAAGUCAGCUUGAAUGACCCCCACGACGGAGCUGAAGAAAGCAGAACCGAGCCCCACAGCGGAGGGCUCCCUAAUUCCAGCUCUAGCAGCCAACAGGACAGGGCGUGGGUGGAUUCUUUAGGGUGUGCAGACACAGAGGUUUAAAUUAAAAAUGCAUGAGGAAACUCAUUGGAAAUUGGCAGUAUUUUGUGGUGAAAAUCUCCGGGUUUAUGAAGCGGACAAUGAAGGGAUUACUUUGGCUGUUCCAGGAGGGAUACAUGGGAUGGUUCUAAACUUACUCAUCAAGCCUUACCUGCUCAUCACAUAAAAAAUUAAGUUGAAGAGACGAAUCGCAACUUGUGUCCAUCUUAACCAAUCAAUGAGAGUCUGUUAUUAUGGGAUGCCAUCCUAAAAACUAUGGGAUAAUUUCAUCCGGCAGGAAGUGUGGCUCUUUGAUGAGCGCAUCGGUUGGUCUGCUGCGAUGCCCGCGGCAGCUUGCUGGCUUUGAGGAACGCUGCUGGUCCUGCAGGCCUCCUCAAGGAGGAUAAAUGGCUUUUUUGUGUCAGCGCCCCAUUGCAUGAGGACGGUGGUUUAUUUUACACCAGAAAACAUCUUUGGAACAGAGCAUGGGUUUGUCUUGAAACACGUUUGAUUUACAGCUUGGACAACGAUGCAAAGAUUUUUGGCAUUUACUACUCAUUUGGUAACCAAUACUAAACCUGACAGGAUCCUCAGAAGAUCCAUUUCUUCUGAAGAAGGAGGUAUCUGACGUAUCUCGUUUCAUCCAGCUUUAACACAUUCAAACUCUGUCUUUCUCAAACAAACACAUUCUGGCCGGAAGAACCAAACUUCUCCGUCGAUCUUGAGAGGGUCUGCAAUCCAGGUCAUCGUCCGACUGCGUUUUAUUAACUCGCACACUCCAGCGGCGCAACAAGAGCUGAUUGUUUUCGUGACAACAUGGGGAAACCCAGUGAGCAUGAGAAAAGAGCUCUCAUGGUAAAGAUGUAACAUCAACAUGACUCAUGUCCCAUAAUUCAAUCUCACUUGCUAGCAUCUCUUGAUCAUUCCGGUGUCUUGUUUUCCUGCUCGCUGUAACUCAAUAACAUUAUCUUGAGAUUAAGACCAACUGAUUAGAAUCGAUUUUUCAAUGUUCAGAUCAGAUAGAUUAGUCAAUGUUCAUGCUGCUUCUUUCUGUACAACAGUGUUUGCAUGCUUAAGCUGCACUUAAUGUUUGACUUUCAAUGCAUUUUUAACAAAAUAUCAAACCAGGUUACCUUUAGGCUAUUUUGAAGAAAUAAACACAAUUUUCACUUUUGGUUUCAAACUAGAAAAUAAUACAUGUGUGACCCUGGACCACAAAACCAGUCUUAAGUGUCAAUUGUUCGAAAUUUAGAUUUAUGCAUCUUCUGAAAGUGGAAUAAAACUUUCCAUUGAUGUAUGGUUUAUUAGGAUCGGACAUUAUUUGGCCGAGAUACAACUACUUGAAAAUCUGCUACGAAUAUACUCCAGCGACCUAAGACUGGUUUUGUGGUCCAGGGUCACAUAUAUUGUACACAUUUGAGAAAAAAUAAUAAUUUUAAUACUAAAUUAAACUGCUACACUACAAAGUAUGAAAUUACUUUAAACCAGUUGACCGAAAUUAGUGCAAAAAUUAGAUAAGCUGUUUUUGCUUUUGGUUUGUUGACACCACUGAUAUUUUCUAUGUAACCUAAUGCAGUUCAUACAUUAUAUGUGACUUAAGGGUUCAAAUACUUCUGCCAUAAUUACAGUAUAAAUCUCCUUAAAUUUGUAUGUGUUCUGCACAAAGCUGGCCUUUGGCUUCAGAAUAAUCACUGUCAAGUCAAGAUCACUGGCGCGCAAGUAAAAGGGAAAACUGCAGACCGACGUACGUUUUAGGGUAAUCAUUCUCAUAGUCACACUGCCUGUUAGGAGCUAUAAAUACUAUUAAAGUGUGAGAAUUAACCUAAGCUAGUCCACAGUAGCAUUCAAACCAUUAGCACUAUCGGUGUGCAUAUGAGACACUCAGAUCAGUGCUGCGCCAACCCAAUCUCAUGGCAAUUCAUACAUAUUUUACGAGGUUGGUAAUUUACACGAAUGCGUACGACCUCACUCAUACAAAUUCAUAGGAUUUUGGGCAAAACUUACAUAUUUAUCAGCUGCACAAUUCAUUUGAAUGAAUUUGUACAACUGACCUACAGCUAACCCCGCCCCUAAACCGACCUGUCUUUGGGGUCUAGACAAAACAUGCAAAAUUGUACGCGUAAGGUCAUACGAAAAAUACAUACAAAUUGGUCGUGAGAUAGCAUUCACUGCGCCAUGCUUUCGCCGGUGAUCGAUGCCUUUGAAUAAAAGCUUCGUUAAGCUUCAAAAUUUUUGUUAAUCAUUUGUUUCAAACCAGUGGUUCGGAGCGUGUUUCAAACUGCCAAAGACAAGUGAUUUCGAUAAACAAGGCUUUUUUUUUCUUCUUUUUUUUUCACCUCUUUUCAACCCUUAUUGUCACAUUAUAAGAGCAGCAUAAACAUUCUUCAAAACGUCUCAUUUUGUGUUCCACAACAGUCCCGAGAAACAUUAAAGUGAGUAAAUGAUACAGUUUUCAUUUUUAGAUCAACUAUUCCCUCAAAAUACAACCUAAAAUAUCCUUUUAUGCUAUUUUUGAAUAACUUGUGUCACUGUCCCAGCACAUCCCAGACAGUCUAGAUAAUCACCAUUGACUCACUAUGCAUCACUCUGUCCAGAGCAGAAUCAGGUGCUGGCAGUGGAAAUCUCAAGCUUCUCUCAAUGUAACUUUCUCAUUGUCUCCAUCAAUGUGUGCGCUGUCAACUGUUGUCGUAAAGCAUGACUGCCAACUCAUAACCGCACGAGGUCGGUAAUGUCAGCCUAGCUACUAACAACCGCAGAGUGACCGUAACAAAGGGCCCUCUCAUGCGGAUAGACACGCCGCUCUUUAUGGCCUAUAGAGAGUGUCGUCCAUCAAACUUCACUCAAAGCCCACUCUUGACUCGCCGACUCAGCUUCCGACACACACACACACACACACACACACACACACACACACACACUAAAAGGCUCCCAGUGUCAUUAGCAUCAACUCUUGACUCAUAAAGCAGGUCUGAGUGUGCAGUGAUUUACAAAACACCCUCUCGAAUCAUCCAAAUAUCACAAAUGAGAGCAAGGAAUCUCCGUGGCACGAAAAGCAAAGGAUGACUAAUGGUUUACACGCAUCUUAAAUACAGUUUGUGUGAUUUUCUUUUUUUGUUCUAUUGAUUACUAAUAAUCAAUAAUAUAAAUAUAGCACUUGUAUAUAAAACAUGUUUAUUUUUAAUUGU